AAUUUGGGUCCUUUUGACGAGAGGUCCGAGAAAUUUAGUGAUUAUGCCGAUCGAUUUGAGAAUAUGUUGCGGCGAAUGACAUCGACGAUGACAAAAAAAGUGAAUGUUUUUCUGGCUGUUAUUGGUCCAGACGCUUACAAGUUAUUGAAGAAUUUGUGCGGUCCAGAAAAUCCGAAUACAAAGACGUUUACACGGUUGACGCAGCUUUUGCAGAGACACUACGAACCUGCUCCCAUUGUUAUUGCUGAAAGACACAAGUUCUGGACUGCGUCACAA
This is a messenger RNA of Porites lobata, 276 nucleotides long. NCBI's taxonomy places the organism in Eukaryota, Metazoa, Cnidaria, Anthozoa, Scleractinia, Poritidae. The record is from the annotation of a GenBank genome assembly.